GUUAUGAUAAACAAAAUCACUAUUCGCUGUAAGUCGAGCUUAUCUACUGAAACUCGAUUUUCGAACCUGGCAACGCUGCAGAGGAUUAAAAAUAUGGCUCUAACCUAUAAACAUACGUCAACAAUAUAAGCAAAGUAAGAAUAACAAACGGGGAAGAUGUUAUUUCUCUAUUAAAUCAACUAAUUGAACAAUGGCAUGGCUUCAAAAUCUGGCUGGACAUGCAGAGAAUCUGCUAAACAAAAUUGACCAGAAUGCUGCAACGGUUUUGAAUGAUGGAAACAAGCAAAGCUUUGAUGAAGAGAUAGCCCGAGAACUACAGAAGGAGCCUGAAAAAUUUCGAGGGCCUGUGAGAAAUUCCAGGUCUCCAACGCCCGAUAUUCCUUUAGAAGGUCCACUUGAGAGCAGUCCAGAUGUAUUCACAUCUGUGUGCGAGAACCAACGAACAGGGGCUGCCAUUGAAGAAAGCAAAACUGACAAGUCAGUGAAAAGUAAUCAUACAUCUGUAUCUUCCAAUUCAUUUCACAACAGUUUUCUGGUGAGCCAGGAACUAGAAGAAUUCCAGGCUAGAGUAGCCAAAUUGGAGCAAGAAAACCAAGAUGUUAAUAAGCAACUUCUCAACAUUCAGCAUUUAUACUCUGAAGUGAGAAAUGAAAAUGUUAAUCUGCAAUUCCAAGUGGAGAGAUUAAAUGAACAGCUUGCUUCGACUCAGCAUGAGAAAGAGCAAUAUAUUGCUAGAGCGCAGAGAGUGUUACAGGAAAAGGAAAAAUUAAUAACCAUGAAGCAGACAAGUGAUAAUAAUGAGACGGUUAAUAAUGACAUUUUUGCAUCGUACAACGAAGAGCUAAAAAAGGAGCUAGAAUUCCAACAAGGAAAAGUGUCAGAAUUAAACCAAAAAAACAUUAAACUGCUAAACGACUUACAGUCACUACAAAUGCAACAUCAGGUCAUUCAACAGGGCUUAAACAAAUCCAAUCAGUUACUAGAACAAAAUCUUCUCGGCGAGAAAAAGCUUAGAUCAAUUGCAGAAGAAGACUGUUCCCAGAAAAUUAAGGAGCUGGAAAAGAAAUCACAAGAAAUAAUCGAGUUGCAAAGCAGUUUAAAUCAAGCAAAUCAAGAAGUAAUGAAAUAUCGUCAAGCAUUGCAUAGAAAAUCUGAAUGCUCUGAAAAUGAUGAAUUUGAAAACAGAAUAAAGUCUUUGACACAGACAUUGAUGCUUAAGCAAAAUAAUUUAGAAACUGUUACUACUGAAAGAAAUGCUUUAAGGCUGCAGCUGGAGAAACUUGAGGCAGAGUUCAAGAGGAAUGUCGCUGAACUGAAGAGAGACCGGGUGAAAAUAAUCAAUGUACAAGAUUCAAAUGAUGGUUGGUUUAAUGUUUGGAACCACUGUAAAAGUUUAUUAGAGUUUUUAUUUACAGACAGCGUUUUAGUACCCAAUUUCAUGAGGGUUUUACCACAUGAUGCUGGAAUGACGCGACGAGUUAAACGCGCUUAUUCAACUCUAGAUGCAAUCAGUGUUAGAACUGGAAUCUUCUUAAGACGAUAUCCUUUGGCUAGAGUAUUUGUAUUUUCUUAUAUGGUGAUAUUACAUAUGUGGGUGUUUACAGUUCUGCUUUGGGAUGUGCCAUCCAACAGAUAAGUUUGAGGGUAUUCUUAUUAAACUAAUUUCAAGCUGUUACAUAAUAAAAUGCGUUGUUAUAUAAAUAAAAUAUAUUUUAAGCAAGUUAUUAAUACAUGAGUCCACUAUA
Molecule: messenger RNA, 1745 nt
Organism: Dendroctonus ponderosae (mountain pine beetle)
Lineage: Eukaryota; Metazoa; Arthropoda; Insecta; Coleoptera; Curculionidae
Gene: Golgin84
Product: golgin-84
Exons: 7
Coding region: 191-1636 (481 amino acids)
Biological process (GO): retrograde transport, vesicle recycling within Golgi; Golgi organization
Cellular component (GO): Golgi cisterna; Golgi membrane
Source: RefSeq, a predicted model, not a curated record